AUGGGUUCUACAGAGAAGAAGCAGCUUAUCAUCAAUGCCUUCGCUAUGCACUCCCCGGCACACCUGAAUCCAGGUCUAUUCCGGUAUCCGACCGACAAGGGCGCAGAGUACAAGGACCUCAAACACUGGAUCUCGCUCGCCCAGAGACUCGAAAAGGCCAAAUUCCACGCCAUCUUCUUCGCCGACGUCCUGGGCGGCUACGAUGUCUACAAGGGUCCCGCCAAUCUCGACCCGACCAUUCCAGCGGGCGCGCAGUUCCCCAUCAAUGACCCCCUGUACAGCAUUCCCGCCAUGGCAGCCGCGACGGAAAGCAUCGGUUUCGGCGUCACCGCUUCCACCACAUAUGAGGCGCCCUACGCGCUGGCCCGGCGGUUUUCGACCGUCGACCACCUCAGCAAUGGUCGUAUUGGCUGGAAUAUCGUGACCUCGUACCUGGAUUCCGCGGCCCGGAACUUCGGCCUCGAUACCCAGGUCGAGCACGAUGAGCGCUACCGCAUUGCCGAUGAGUACCUGGAUGUGACCUACAAGCUCUGGGAGGCCUCGUGGCGGGACGAUGCCGUGACUUGGAGACAGGAUGCUUCCAAGAAUGGUCCGCCCCAGGGCGCUCUGGGUCACUAUGCUAACCCCCGUUCCGUGCGCCAGAUCAACCACAAGGGGAAAUACUUCCAAGUGCCUGGCCCUCACCUGUGUGAACCGAGCCCGCAGCGCACGCCGUUCAUACUCCAGGCGGGAACCUCGACAGCUGGCAAGGCGUUCGCGGCUAAGCAUGCAGAGGCCGUAUUCCUGCAUGCCCAAAAGCCAGAGCUGGUGCGUCCUUCUGUCGAUAGCAUUCGCCAACAAGCGGCCGAUCUGGGUCGGAACCCACAGGACAUCAAGGUGGUGGCUGGGGCCCUGGUGAUUGUGGCAGAGACCGACGAAGAAGCACAGGCUAAAUUCGAGAAGCUCAAGAGCUAUGGCGAUCGGGAAGGGGCUCUGGCUCUAUUUGGCGGUUGGACGGGCUAUGACUUGUCGACGUACACCGAUGACCAGGACUUCCGGUUCGUGGAGCAGCCCGCCGUGCGCAGUAUGGUGAACCACUGGGCAAGCACAGUGCCCGGAACCGAAGGCCAGAAGUGGGAUAAAAAGACCAUCGCUGAUUAUCUGACCCUGGGCGGCAAUGGAGUCAAGAUCAUCGGUAGUGUGAAGACGGUUGCGGAUGAGUUGGAGCGAUGGGUCAAUCUCGGCGACGUGGAUGGGUUCAACCUCAGCUAUGCCAGUCUCCCGGAUACCUUUGACGAUAUCAUUCGUCUUCUACUUCCUGAGUUGCAGAGACGCGGUCUUUUCUGGUCGGAUUAUGCCGUGCCCGGGGGUACUUUCCGUGAGAAUAUGUAUGGGAAGCAGGGCCAAACUAGACUUCCCGAGUCCCACCCAGGUGCCAAGUAUUUCUGGCGAGCAGGCGAAGUGGCUCCUCCCUACAGCCUGAAAGAAUCGCAAUAA
This is a messenger RNA of Penicillium argentinense, 1476 nucleotides long. Its product is annotated as LLM class flavin-dependent oxidoreductase. The record is from RefSeq and is a predicted model, not a curated record. Gene Ontology annotation, molecular function: oxidoreductase activity, acting on paired donors, with incorporation or reduction of molecular oxygen; monooxygenase activity. The transcript has a single exon. The coding region runs from base 1 to 1476 and encodes 491 amino acids. NCBI's taxonomy places the organism in Eukaryota, Fungi, Ascomycota, Eurotiomycetes, Eurotiales, Aspergillaceae.